Messenger RNA from Pyrenophora tritici-repentis Pt-1C-BFP, 4665 nucleotides. NCBI's taxonomy places the organism in Eukaryota, Fungi, Ascomycota, Dothideomycetes, Pleosporales, Pleosporaceae. The record is from RefSeq and is a predicted model, not a curated record.
AUGUCUUUGAGGUCAGAACAAUGUCCAGUCUCCGGUAUGGCUGGUGGUUAUUGCCCAGCGGGGGAACGUAAGGCGAUCAACGAGCUGAUCUAUUCGAACGUGCCUUCGAUGGACGAGAUCAAAGAGAUUCAAAAUGCCAAAGGCGUGAAGAGUCUUGACACCCUCAACAUGAAUGACCGAGAUCUACUGGCAAUUGCGCUUGGUGCACCCGCUCGUCAAGUCAUACUACGUGCGGAAGAAGUCGGCUCUGUGACAGGCUGGCGAGAUGGCUACUUGAGCACCGAGUACGGCUUCCAACCUCCAGACACAAGCGAGGCUCCUGGUGCCCUACGCAACUCUCCAGGACGAGUAUGGAUGGAUCUGUGUACAAGAAUGCCUGGCUGCGUUGCUCGUGGUCGAGUGCGGGAAUCAAUCGCAGCAUUACCAAUCAUCCAAGGAACGGUCGACACCAUCCCAGACAAAGCUUUAUGGGCAGCUCUGGUCGCCCUUGGCAUGCUUUGCUCUAUCUACCGGUAUGAAGAGCGACAUGAUGGCAAUGAGGGCAUCAACGUAGCUACGAAGCCUUUGAAACUGAAAGGUGUUCCUAUAUGCGACGAUCUUGGCGACGAGGUCAAAGGCAUCCCUCGUAGCAUCGGCCUUCCGUACGUUCAGAUUUCCAUUCGGAUGGGUCGGUCUAUUCCCCACCUCACGUUUUUCGACCAGUCGUCUUUCAAUGUCGACUACGUCGACCCACUUUCGAAAUAUCCCUAUGUCGGUCGCUUCGACAACACCAGGUUGCGAUGGGGCAUGUUCGGUGACAGCGCUGAGAAUGCGUUCCUCAAAGGGUGCGCGGAUACGUCGGCGAGCUUUCAGCAUGGUCCUGAUGCCAUUGCGGCGUGUCAAGAACACGUUAUGAACCGUAACAACGAGGGGCUCCUUCGUGAACUCAUUCGCUUGAAAGAGAUCUUGGAACGAAUGCCCACAGCCUUCAACACCAUAUCGCCCAACGAUAGAUCUGGCGAGAACUAUGUGUCUCCUACCGAGUGGGUACGCUGGGCUAAGUUCUCGGCGCCUCUGUCCAAACGUUGUCCAGCUACUUCCGGCCUACAAUUUCCUCCGCAAGUCAAUCCAUCUAUCUUAAAGCUCUUUACUAACACAUUCAGGUACCUGGUCAUGGAUGCCUUCCUUGGUCGCAAACAGUAUAACUCAUUUCUUGGCGCCGAAGGUGUACAUCUUCGAGCCUGGCUGCCGUCGAAUCUCCGUGCUUUCAUUGCUUCCAUCGAGUAUCAUUAUCAGAUACCAGAAUAUGUGAAGGCAUCUGGAGACCCCCGAUUGAUGGGUGUGCUCGAUGGCGUGGUGGAGGCAUACACUGGUGAGCGAGGCUUCAUGGGUGUCCAUCGGUACAAAGUGUUUGGUAAGCUACUCGAGUGCGCCGGCAAGUCUGGUCGGACUGAGACAAAUGGGGCUUCUGGAGCUGCUGACGCUAUGAGACCCUGGGAGCAAACGCAUGCAGAAUUUUCCGAGGCUAUGAAGGAACGUCUGGAGCCUUUCCGUGGACAACGUGAUGUCGAACCACACGAGAUGCGUGGUACUUUCGAAGAAUGCCGAUACCGAGGCAGAAUCCUGAGCAGGAACUUCGUCGACUCGGAUCCCAAGCGCUCCAUUGCGAUGGUCACUUUAGACAUCCAGGACACCGGCAUCACCUUUCAGCCUGGCGACCGACUUGCUAUCAUGCCAAUGAAUAGCUGGACAGAGUGUGCGAAGGUUGCAGCUGCGCUAGGCCUUGAUACUAUGCUUGCAGAUCCUGUCAGUCUGGACCGUAUAUGGACACGAUACGCUGUUCAUAUGGGCGCCAUCUCGCAUACAGACAAGCCCCAGCUCAAUGUCCUUGAUAUCCUACGCAAGGGUCAUCUUGCGCCGAUAACCAAGAAGCUUGCCACAAAGUUGCAUACCCUGCUGCGAGCGUCAUCGCAUGCAGUGCUGCAGGUCCUAGCCACAGAUGAAUGGCCUGUACGAGCCUCACUCGGUGACUUACUUCAGGCAGCUGUGAAAGACACUUCGCCACGCAUCUGGGACCAAGCAUUCGACCUCUCUGGCAAUCUGGUCUGGCUGGCAGAACUCAUUUCUGUCGAGGUACCACGAACUUACAGCAUCUCCAACUACUCUGACGAACUUCUUCCUAGUACUGUAGACUUGUACGACCUCUGCCCCACGUUCGCAGGUACUGCCAAACAUGUGCGGAACGGCGUUAGCAGUGGCUUCCUAAACCCGCCAGUAGCCGAAGAGAUGGACGUACUCGAUGACGAGGAUAUAUUGAUCGGCGUGUCGAGGCCUUUCUCAUUUCAAUUGCCACAUGACGACACCUCGCCUGUUGCGCUCUUUGCAGGUGGCAGCGGCGUGGCACCUUUCCGCAGCUUCUGGCAAGCUCGUUGCGGCCAAGCAUGGGGAAAAACUGUCUUAUAUCUCGGUGUACAGUCCCGGCAAAAGUUCUGUUAUGAAUCUGAGCUUCGUCAGUAUGUCAACGAGGGACUGAUAGAAGUGCAUACGGCAUUUUCGCGCGACACGAAUGGCCUAGUGUACGAUCCUGUUUCCAGAGACCUUGUGGAAAAGGAAAUGCCUUCACGGUAUAUUGACGGGCUUAUCGUGGAGCAAGGGCAGUCCAUAUGCGAUCUCGUUAUGUCAAAGAAGCAAGGCGGCAUCGGUGGCUACCUUUACGUAUGCGGUUCAGUCGGAGUAUUUGAUUCAGUCAUGUCCGGCAUUCGCCAAGCGCUCUACAAUCAUCGAUCGCCUACUAUGGAAACUGUGGAGACCAUAUUGAACACUGCAUUUGCCGAGCGACGCUUUAUGCUCGACGUCUUUAUGACCCCAAGACCUCUACCUUGCAACCAACCUACGAUAUCGCUUUCACAGCUAGCUCUUCACACCGGUCAUAUCAACGGUUCGCGCGUAUGGAUCGGAGUGCAUGGUAAAGUGUAUGACGUCACCGACUUUUGCGCAAUGCACCCAGGCGGUACCAAUAUCAUCAAAUCCAACGGCGGCGUAGACUGCACCAAAUCUUUCGAUUUGUUGGCCCAUACCAACAAUCCCGAAGUCUCGUCUCUCUUGACCAAGUACUACAUUGGAGAAAUGACCCCGAAGCCCGCUUUUCAAUCCGAGGAGAUUGGCAUGCUUUACGAUCUAUGGAAGGGUUAUCUUCGUGUCGCAACUGAACAAGUGGUCGCGUCGAACUUCGAGGUUGGCAUGAUCACAGAGUCGUCGCUCGUGUGGUUCCAGGGUGACCUCUUCAACAUGGGAGGUGUGCGCAGAUUCUACCACUACCAGUCUCGCCUAUUAGAUGGUGGUUUUUCUACUCUCUUUGGAGCAAAACUGCAAGAGCUCUACCUCAAGAUCUCAUUCACUCUCGCCAAUGUUUCUUCUGCCAACACCAAGUUAUCCGACGUCCUUGGUGUAAUCGCCCGCGCCAAAGGCUCCCAUGAUGCUGUCACGGCGUGCAACGAGAUUUCUCAAAUCGGCCAAUUCACCUGCGACAGUGAAUCUGCUCGUCAUCAUGAGAAAGGUAUCAUCGCAUAUGCGCAGCGGUCUGUCCGAUACGACAUGGAGUUUCUCGAGGCUAUUAGGGAAGAAGCUUGUACUGGCAUGGAUGCUUUUGACAGUAUUAUGGAGCUCGAUGCUCUAUCCAAUUCCGAACGCGUCACUGCACUUUCCACGUUUCUCAUGCAAGUACUCGAAAGGAUGGCGAAUCGCCUUGAAGGCUUUUACGCCAAGCUCGCCCGUCACUCCGUGUUCCAACCCGAUAUGGAGAGAAACCCGGCUCGUGCUCGAUGGAACAUUCUGAAACGAAAGGUUUGGGACGGUUCCUUCUUUAUUCUAGCCCGCGAAGCAUCCAUUCAGCCGGCUGCUAGAAAUCCCACCAACGGUGUCGAUUUCGACCGUGUCGUAUCACAGAUCGAGAUGAAUCUGAGCAAAUCUUCACCGAUGACGCCACGGACCAUGGGGCUCAACGAGCAGCAUGCCGCUCGUGCGAUGAGCACUGCAAGCGGUACCCCUGCGUACGAACAGCACACGCAAAGUAACGCUCUCAAGGCGAUGUCGACUUUCAUUGACACCAACAAAAAGGCCAUUCGGCGUUUGAGUAAACUACCGCAAGCUAUCGAUCUGCGGCAAUUAAUGCAAGCCUAUGGAUCGCUACCACAGGGUAAUCAUGCUCUGCCAACGCCACCGUCAAGUCGAUCGCCAUCGUUAUCGUCAUCUAUGAGAUAUUCAAUGGGACGCCGAAGAUCCAGGACGCUCAAUGACACGCCGCAGCUGUUGCAACGUCGUGACACUGCUAUGUCUGACUGGGCUCGUUCAAACUCAGGUGCAUCGGCUCAUCCGUCACCAACUGCCGCUAUGUCAGCAUUGAUGACCAAGAUGAACACUCGCACAAAAUCCAUAAACUCACCAGUCGAUCGAAGUCCCGAUCAUGGUGAUCAGGAUCGAGCGCGGUCAAUGCAAGCGUUUUCUCUGCAGAGGCCGGAUAGAAUGAGUGGUCUAGGAAUUACAGGAUCUGACCAUGGAGCUGGUAGUCGUAUGGAUGGCAUGCAUGCGCGUUCUAAGAGUACCACUAGUAAUCUGAAGGCGUUUCGACUGCAAGCAAGUACUAUGGCUGGUGGCAUGAACCGGAGAAGCGAUAUAGGGCGAACAUGA